AUGAAUUGCUACUGCAGUGCCCCGGUGAAGUGUACACUUACAAAGGCUGGCACACCAGCCUUCACAUGUGCAGCGAACAAAUGCCGCUUUAUGGCGUUGACGCCGGUGCAGGCAAGCGGGUACCGUCGAAUUGUGGCGCAGCCUGGCGAGACGCAUGGUGUCGCGGUGGUCCGCUUCGAGGCGGUGCUUCAUCCAGAAACGAAGGCGAUGCACGUCACCGCUACCGGGCCAACGGGCAUGGACGAUGCGUUACUGGAGGUGCUGGAGGAGGAACAGUAUAAGCCAAGUUGGUACGUGGAGAAGAAGGCAUACCUGUACCCGAUGGAUUCCUACGGCCCUUUGGUCUCGGCGCUAAAAAGACUGGGGAAGACAAAGGUGGACGUUGAGGAGAUUCCAUCGUUCUUCUUUCGUUGUGUGCAGGCCGCCCAGGAGAUUCAACUGCAGCAUGAGUGUAACGUUGAGGGUGGCGCCUCGCAGAGGCCCGAUAUCGAGGAUGUUGUCUACGCCCAGCUGCGACCGUUCCAGCGGAAAGGUGUGGAUUUUAUCAUAUCCCGUGGCGGCCGCGGCAUGAUCGCAGAUGAUAUGGGACUCGGCAAGACAAUUCAAGCGCUCGCAGUGGCGCACCACUACCGAGACGAGUGGCCUGUCCUCAUUGUGUGCCCCUUGUCACUUGUGGAGAAUUGGGCGAAGGAAUUCACGCGAUUCUGCAGCAUUCCAAUGGGACGGAUUGCCAUUUUGCAGACAGGCAAACUGAGUGUGACAGAUGUGCACAGUGUUGUGAUUGUGCCGUAUUCGUCUCUCAAGUGUCUUGAUGGAGUAGCGCUAACCUUCAAGGUCGUAGUAUUGGAUGAGUCCCAUUACAUUAAGACAGUAGACUCCAAGCGUACGGUUGCGACACUUAAAAUAUGUCGCGACGCAACUCGUGUUUUGCUGCUGUCAGGGACCCCUACUUUGUCAAGGCCGAUUGAACUGUACCCGCAGCUGCAGGCCAUCAUGCACCCAUCUUGGACCCCAACCAAGUCCCAGUUCGGUGCGCGGUACUGCAACGCCUUCGUGAGUCGCUUUGGGGUUGACUACACCGGUCACUCAAACAUGAGUGAGUUGCAUGUUUUGCUGCAGCACUUCGCAAUCCGUCGAACAAAAGUGGAGUUGGGCAAUGAGCUGCCUUCAAAGAGCCGUCAGCUGCUUUAUGUGUACGUCACACCCAAGGAGAGGAAGGCCCUGGAGAAAGGCGUGGCAGCACUUCGAAAGUCUCUGAAGGACGGAGGUGGUCUCUCAGCUGAUGGAAACGCUGCUUCCGCUGAAUACUCUUCUUCGCCCCGAGCUGGGAGUGCCCUGGACCUUAAAUCUGCAACAGCAAGAGCGAAGGUGGCUGCUGUGCAGGACUACGUGCGGAGCAUCGCCGAACAGAUAGUGGAGUCUGGCCAGAAGGUGAUUUUUUUCGCACACCACCGAUGCAUGAUGGAAGCCAUACGUGGCACUGUCGAGAAGGUGCAUCCCGCAGAGCCGUUAGAUUUUAUUUACAUCGUUGGCGACACACCAGCGGCCCAGCGGGACGAACUCAUUCGGCAUUUCCAAACGCAGGCGAGGUGCCAUGUCGCGAUUCUGUCGAUGCAGGCGUGCGGCGUUGGGCACAACCUGACAUGCGCCACGAUGGUUGUCUUCGCCGAGCUGGACUGGAACCCAAGCACCCACCUGCAGUGCGAAGACCGCGUCCACCGCAUGGGACAGGUGUCGACGUGCGUCAUCAAGUACCUCCUCGCGGAGGGCACCUCCGACAGCGUCAUUUGGCCCAUGCUGCAGACAAAGCUGACGGUGACGCACGCCGUGCUCGAGGACGCGGCGGCGGGCGGUGACGGCUGGAGCGCCGGUGCCGACACAAGGCGCGUUGCUCGCACGGACGUCUGUCUCACCCCGUCCUCACAGGAGAGACGGCAGACAACGCUUGAGGCAUACCUCUCCAGUUCGGGCUCGCGCUCAUGCCAGACAACGCAGAACGGCGAGAGCGGUUCCGACGCGAGAACACCAGUGGCGAAAAAUGGACCGGCGGGAGCAUCACGCGAGACGCCCGGCAGGAGUCAAACCGCUGCGGCCACAGCAGCAGAAGCAGAGCCGGUGCUUCUCGACAUUGCAACGCUGCGCCAACGACGUGAAUCCAACCGUGUUUCUACUGCGCUACCGCCGAGUCCCAGAGGCAGUGGAUUACUUCCUAUUUCUGUUGAUGCCCCUGAUCCUGCUGCUGCUUCUUCUUCUGUACCGGUUCUUGCAGUUCCUGUUGGUGCUGCUCAGCGUCAGGCGACACUGUUGCAGGCACCAACAACUUUAAACAAUUCUUCAGCUGCGUCGCAAGGCGCGGCACGAACGAAAACUGCCUUUCGCGUCUCGGUGGCGACCGCGGCGCCGGGUGUGUCGUCCACUCUGUCCAGUGCAAGCACGCGCUCAAAUGGAACAGCUCCUUCACCGCGAUCGCACACCACCGUGAAGUUGCCGUUUGUGGUUCGGCCUUCCUCCACAAUCGGUUCUCCCACCCCUCCCAGUACGCAUCCCUCUGUUGCGGCUCCAGUUGCUACUAUUAGUACUGCUGUUACUGCUACUGCUAGUAGUAGUACUGCUUUUGUUGGCUGUGGUGAACAGGUGCGGCUGGCUCCCGCUCCUCGAUCUGAGGAGCUCCGCCGCUACAACGCCCGCCGAACGCUUUUCACUGUCGGUAGUGUUGGCGAAAAGCGGCCGAGGUCUGAUGGUGGAGAGAAUAACGCAGCGUGA
Messenger RNA from Trypanosoma grayi, 2763 nucleotides. RefSeq names its product putative DNA helicase. The record is from RefSeq and is a predicted model, not a curated record. Gene Ontology annotation, biological process: DNA repair; replication fork processing. The coding region runs from base 1 to 2763 and encodes 920 amino acids. NCBI's taxonomy places the organism in Eukaryota, Euglenozoa, Kinetoplastea, Trypanosomatida, Trypanosomatidae. The transcript has a single exon. Gene Ontology annotation, cellular component: nuclear replication fork. Gene Ontology annotation, molecular function: ATP-dependent chromatin remodeler activity; ATP binding.